Penicillium olsonii is the source of this 1077-nucleotide messenger RNA. The record is from the annotation of a GenBank genome assembly. NCBI's taxonomy places the organism in Eukaryota, Fungi, Ascomycota, Eurotiomycetes, Eurotiales, Aspergillaceae.
AUGGAUUCAAUGCCCCCCAUGGAUUUGGCUUCGUUCCAGCCUGAAUCAAUGAAAGCAUGGCUGUACUCUGGCACCUCCGGAGGUCUCGAGAACAAUUUGAAGUUCAACCCAUCCGCUCGUGCACCGCCUGCCCCUCAGGGGAACGAAGUUCUGAUCCGAGUCCUAUCAGCAGCCUUGAACCCAGUCGAUUAUAAGUUCCCUGAACUGGGACUGCCAGCGCGUAUGCUGAUGACCUUCCCUGCAUCUCCGGGCAUGGACUUUUGCGGUCGUGUAGUCGCGACCGGGCCGCUUGCAAAGCAUUUCAAAGAGGAUCAAUUGGUUCAUGGGUGCCCUGCAAGACCAGUCCAGUUUGGCUCGCUUGGGGAGUACAUCGUCAUAGGAGCAGACAGGAUCGGGGCUGUGCCGGAAAACGUCUCAGUCGAUCACGCAGCUGCUGUCUCGCUUGCCGGAUUGACCGCGUACCAAAGCUUAGAUGGGCAUGUGAAAGCCGGCGAGAAGGUCCUCAUCAACGGAGCUUCUGGCGGCUGCGGGAUUUUUGCCGUUCAAAUUGCGAAACAGCUGGGAUGCCAUGUCACAACGACAUGCUCCACUCGGAACAUCGAGUUGUGUUUGCGCAUGGGGGCAGACGCGGUGAUUGACUACACCGCGCAUAAAGACCUCGUCGCGGAGCUACAAAAACGAAAUGAGACUUUCGAUUGUAUUGUUGACAAUGUGGGCUUGCCUGCUGCAUUGUACUAUCAGUGUCACCACUUCCUCAAGGAAGAUGGAGCCUUUGUGCAGGUUGGUGCGUCAAGCCUGGCGACGUUCCUUGGACGAAUGGGGUGGCCCUCUUUCCUUGGGGGUGGGCAAAGGAAAUUUGUGCCCGUGAUGACGCAAAUGGACCACAAGAAACUGGCACAGCUCGGAGAGUGGGUGUCUGAGGGCAAGAUUCAGAUACAGCUCGACAGCGUCUUCGAGUUCCACGAAGCACAGAAAGCUUUUGAGAGGCUUCGAUCGGGCCGCGCGAGAGGCAAGAUUGUCGUGCAUGUCAGCGAUCCCCACAACCAGGACAUGGAGUCUUUCGGUAUUGGGCUUUGA